Molecule: messenger RNA, 1290 nt
Organism: Mangifera indica (mango)
Lineage: Eukaryota; Viridiplantae; Streptophyta; Magnoliopsida; Sapindales; Anacardiaceae
Product: GDSL esterase/lipase At5g08460-like
Exons: 5
Coding region: 36-1163 (375 amino acids)
Molecular function (GO): hydrolase activity, acting on ester bonds
Source: RefSeq, a predicted model, not a curated record
CUAAUGCGAAACAGAAAAGGUAAAAAAAUCUAGACAUGGGAAAACUAAUUUUGGGUUUCGUUGAAAAAAUACUUGUAUUAAUUAUAAGCCAAGGUUUGGUGUGUGUUUGCACAUGGAAAAAUAAAAAUUUCAUUGUGAAAGCAGAAGAAUUUCCAGCCAUGUUCGUGUUUGGAGAUUCUUUGGUCGACUGUGGAAACAACAAUUACUUAAGUUCAUUAGCAAGAUCAGAUUAUUUGCCAUAUGGUAUUGAUUUCUACGCAGGUCCCACUGGCAGAUUUUCUAAUGGAAAGACCAUCAUAGAUUUUCUUGGAGAUUUGGUUGGUCUUCCUCUUCUUCCACCUUUCGAAGAUACCAUCAUUUUCGGAAGAGAUAUACUUAAGGGAGUAAAUUAUGCUUCAGCGGCAGCUGGGAUACUUGAUGAGAGUGGAAGAAGUCUGGGAGAUAGGUUCAGCCUAAGUCAGCAGGUGGAUAAUUUUAAAGUUACAUUGAGCCAACUGAAGAGAAAAAUGGUUGAAAGAAAAUCGGAAGAAUUGCUGAGAAAAUCAUUGGUUGUGAUGAAUGUUGGUAGCAACGACUACAUAAAUAAUUUUCUCAUUCCCUCUUUAUAUCCCAAUACCUCCUCUCGUUACAACGCUCAAGACUAUGCUCAUCUUCUCAUCAAUCAUUACACUACCCAUGUAUUGGUGCUACACAAUUUAGGUUUGAGAAAAUUCUUAUUGGCUGCAGUUGGACCUCUUGGUUGCAUGCCAAAUCAAAUAGCCACCGGAGUUGCACCACCAGGGAAGUGCAUAACUUAUAUUAACGAUAUGGUUGAAAUAUUUAACAAAAAACUCCUCUCCCUAGUUGAUCAACUCAACACCAAUUACAGCAAGUCCUCAGCCUUUGUCUUUGGCAAUACUUAUGGAGUUUUUACUGACAUACUCAAUCGACCUGAUGAUUAUGGAUUUAGCGAGACAGAUAGAGGGUGUUGUGGAAUUGGGCGGAAUAAAGGGCAAAUAACAUGUCUUCCUUUUGCAAUACCAUGCUUUAACCGAGACCAAUACAUCUUCUGGGAUGCUUAUCAUCCAACUCAAGCUUUUAAUCAAAUUGUUGCUCAGAGAGCUUACACUGGUGGUCUUUCAGAUUGUUACCCUAUGAAUGUCAAACAAAUGGCUCAGGUCUGAAUUAUUAUUACUCUUAAACAAGUCACAAUUAUAAUGUAUAUUACUCUUUAAAAUUAUUAUUUAUUUAGUAUUUACAUGCAUAUGUAUGAAUUACCAUCAAAUUAAUCACAAUUAUUAUCUUCAUUUA